ACAGUUCACACAUGCCCGCUGAAUUGGGACUGGUACAGCGUUUUGUGCUUCCUAAAGAUGGCGUCUGUUUCGACGUCGUCCGAAAGCAAGAGAAAAUUAGAAACAGACGAAGAAAACGGUGGCGAUGGCGGAGGUGAAGACGAAUGGGUCGGACCGUUGCCCAGUGAAGCUGCGGCGCAGUCAAAGAAAAGAAAAGUACUGGAGUUCGAGCGCGUGUACCUGGACAACCUGCCGUGCGCGGCCAUGUACGAACGGAGCUACAUGCACAGGGACGUGAUCACGCACAUCGCGUGCUCCAGCAGGACUGACUUUAUAAUCACUGCCAGUCAGGACGGCCAUGUGAAAUUCUGGAAGAAGAAGGAGGAUGAAGGGAUAGAGUUUGUGAAACACUUUCGUAGCCACCUAGGGGUGAUCGAGUGUAUUUCAGUCAGCGCAGAAGGAGCUCUUCUCUGCACUGUGGGGGAUGACCAGGCCAUGAAAGUGUUUGAUGUUGUCAACUUUGACAUGAUCAAUAUGCUCAAGCUUGGCUUUCAUCCUGGCCAGUGUGAAUGGAUCUACAAUCCAGGAGAUGCCAUAUCCACAGUGGCCUGUUCUGAGAAGUCAACAGGGAAAAUAUUCGUUUAUGAUGGACGAGGGAAUAACCAGCCACUACACGUGUUUGACAAAAUGCACACCUCCCCCUUGUCCCAAAUUUGCCUAAACCCGCGGUUUCGGGUCAUUGUCUCUGCUGACAAGUCCGGUAUGUUGGAGUACUGGACCGGUCUCCCAAAUGAAUUCAAGUUCCCUAAGCACAUAGAGUGGGAAUACAAGACGGACACAGACCUGUACGAGUUUGCCAAGUGCAAAACGUAUCCCACCAGCCUCGCCUUCUCGCAGGAUGGCAAAAAAAUGGCCACCAUUGCGUCUGACCGCAAAGUGAGGAUUUUCCGCUUCCUGACUGGGAAACUGAUGAGAGUGUUUGAUGAGUCAUUGACAAUGUUCACUGAGCUGCAGCAAAUGAGACAGCAGCUUCCCGACAUGGAAUUUGGACGCAGGAUGGCUGUGGAAAGGGAGCUGGAAAAGAUGGACGGCAUCCGACUGACAAACAUAAUCUUUGACGAGACAGGACAUUUUGUUCUUUACGGAACCAUGUUGGGCAUCAAGGUCAUUAAUGUGGAGACCAACAGGUGCGUUCGGAUCCUAGGAAAACAGGAGAACAUUAGAGUGGUGCAACUGAGUCUGUUCCAGGGCAUUGCCACGGCUGACAAAACUGCACCUACCAUUGAGAUGAAAGCCUCAGACAACCCCGCCUUGCAGAGGAUAGAGCCUGACCCAACUAUCUUCUGCACUGCCUUCAAGAAGAAUCGCUUCUACAUGUUCACAAAGCGGGAACCUGAAGACACUAAGAGUGCUGAUUCUGACAGGGACAUCUUCAACGAGAAGCCCUCCAAGGAGGAGGUCAUGGCAGCCACACAGGCUGAGGGCCCCAAAAGGGUGUCGGACAGUGCCAUCAUCCAUACCACCAUGGGGGACAUUCAUAUCAAACUCUUCCCUGUGGAAUGCCCAAAGACUGUGGAGAACUUCUGUGUUCAUAGCAGAAAUGGUUAUUACAACAGCCACGUAUUCCAUCGUGUCAUUAAGGGCUUCAUGAUACAGACGGGAGACCCCACUGGCACAGGAAUGGGCGGGGAAAGCAUCUGGGGUGGCGAAUUUGAGGAUGAGUUUCAUGCUACGCUGAGGCAUGAUCGCCCAUACACCGUCAGCAUGGCCAAUGCUGGGCCUAGCUCCAAUGGCUCACAGUUCUUCAUCACUGUUGUCCCAACUCCUUGGUUGGACAACAAGCACACAGUUUUUGGGAGGUGUACAAAAGGAAUGGAAGUUGUCCAGAGGAUUUCCAAUGUCAAAGUCAAUCCUAAAACAGACAAACCAUAUGAGGAUGUUAGUAUCAUCAAUAUAACUGUAAAGUAAUUAAAACUGCAUUCUGGUCUGUUUGUACAUCAUGAGCAUUUUCUUAUUUUUAAAAUAAAGUGACUUUUUAAGAAGGUGUAAAUUUAUUUUUUUUUGGAUACGUUCUUUCUAAAGGUGUGGUGGUGGAUGAUGACAAGGAUGUGUUGACCGUACAACUGACCGCAUCCAAGAUGCACAAGAUCAUGCAACAUGCGCAUUCAUCAAUUUGUAUUUAUUUAGCAUAACACAUUAUACAAAAGCAUGAUGAAAUUCACAAGUUACAAAUGUAUGUUUACUGUGCUUUCACAUGUUGAGGUUAUGCUAAAAACGUAUUAUUCACACAAGGACAACCGUAGGUAAAAGAUGGAAUCCAAUGCAUAAGGUUUCACAUGCUCUUUUAAAUAAGUAGUUAACUUUACAUAGCAUUUAUGCUGAAAGAGGACAGUAAACAGUAAAACUGAAUUCCUUUGAAACAACCAGAAGUGCUUCCUCUAUACUGUAAGCUUAUAAGUAGUACAGGUUGAGAAAAAUUGCAAAAAUGACCUAGUUCCUUGACCUCACUAAACAGAAAAGUUGUAAUAACAUGGGUUAGAAAGGAGCUGGUUUAAAAAAAAAAAAAAAAAA
This is a messenger RNA of Scleropages formosus (Asian bonytongue), 2550 nucleotides long. It is a transcript of the gene ppwd1, whose product is annotated as peptidylprolyl isomerase domain and WD repeat containing 1. Gene Ontology annotation, molecular function: peptidyl-prolyl cis-trans isomerase activity; protein binding. The record is from RefSeq and is a predicted model, not a curated record. Lineage: Eukaryota; Metazoa; Chordata; Actinopteri; Osteoglossiformes; Osteoglossidae. Bases 58 to 1947 code for a protein of 629 amino acids. Gene Ontology annotation, biological process: protein peptidyl-prolyl isomerization. The transcript has 11 exons.